GUUUGCGCGUGCAGUUCUUACCUCGGGAAAAUCGCUGCGGAGAUCCGCGCCAACAAGGGAAUUGCAGGAACAGACUUAGCUUUGCCGCCCGCGCGUUUUUCUGCAUCAGAUCCUGGUGGAAAGAUAACGGGGCGAAUAGCUCGGGGACUGAAAUAAUUUGAUUUAGAGCAUCGUGUCUGCUGUGUGUAGUAGUGGUUGGAUUGUGCAAACACAGAAAUCCACUCCUUGCCCGAGUGAUAGCAGCAAGUUGUCGGCAGCUUGUUUGCUCAAAUAUUCGCACUACCAGCCGGGAGCUCCAUUGUAAACAUUUACCAACGGGUUAAAUUAUUGAGUGUGCUUUAGUAGUGUCGUUUUCGGUCGGGAGAAUUCCGUUGAUAAUUGGCGUGCGGGUGGUGAAUCAUUUGCUUCCCAAUUUGUUCUACUAGCUGGCCGUUGUUUAGUUUAUCGAACACCGCACAGUGGCCGCGAUUACAUAAGUGCCCUUGCAGAACCGCGAAGACGAAGGGAUAAUUUUCCUCUUCAAACAGCUGUUUACUUCGUUCUCAGCAUUGUUUGACUAAACUUUUCACUGUUCGUGAUUGGCAUCAAUUACCGUGGGAAGCGCGUUGAAACGAGCGAUCUACCGGAAUCCAUAGUGCCAACAAUCGAAUGGUUCCAUUUAUUUUUCAUAGUGUUUCCUGCGUUUGAAAUCGAAGCAGCUGGUGAGCAGAAAAAGAUAUCCGAGUUUCUCGGACAAGAGCCAUUUAUCGGGAAUCGAGCAUCGGGUUUUAACGUCACAGCUGGAAAGCGGGAUUUUUGACAAUGGUAUUUGUGAGUUCGGCCGUCCUGGGGGCGGCUGCCGGAACGGGACUAGCGCUGUUGGUGGCCGUUACAAUCGUCAUGUAUCGCUACUAUGUAGUGAGACGCAAAGGAAAGGAAUGGGCGGAGCUGGACCGUUUGGAGGAGAAAAAAGCUGCUAGGAAGAUAAAUUUACAGGAGUGUAGUGUUAUCAGCGGAUCCCAUCCGGUUCAACCGACAUCAACUAUUGUUCCCCAUUCGUUGGACGACGAGACGCUGGGUGGCCCUUUGGAUGUGAGUUCCAGCUCACUGCAACCCCACUUGAAUCGGGUGAAAACUCAUUCCGAGCGACGGAAGCCACCUCCAUCGGCUUCCAGGAACAACAGCACGGAAAGUGUACACUCCAGGGCAUCGAGUUACUACGAUCCGACGAGCAAAUUGGCUAAUCCAGAAACCCGCUCAACGGUUUCAGAUAACUUUGUGAUACAGAAAUCCGGUUCCCCUAAGAGAAUGAGGACAUACAGUUUGGAGGGAAGACUUCCUCUCGGUUACGACCGGGAGAGUCGUAUGUCGUCGGCGAUCAGUGUGAGUCCGAGGGACAUAAAUUCUCCCAAGAAACGGAAUAGCACGGUUUCUUGUUCAACACUUCCACGGUCGAGCGAUUCGAGAGCCAUAGAAAGUCCUGGUGGAUCACCUCGUUCGGAUAACACUCGUUCACCCCGCCGCCGAGUACCGAUCAUUAUGACGGCGAAUGAUAUAAAUACAGUUUUAGGGCGAUUUCAUCUCAGGUUAAAAUAUGACGGCAGUAAGGAGGAGCUGUUCGUACAUUUGGUUGAAGCCCAAGAAUUGACUGCACCGACGGAGAGCGGCUUCCGAGAUCCGUACGUAAGAAUGUUCUUGGACACCGACGAGGAGAAUCGAACACUUCAAACGGCUGUUCAUCGAACAGAAACGCAUCCUUAUUUUGAUCAAAAUUUCUCGAUUCCUCUCAAACCAAGAAAUUUGGUGAAAAGUAAUUUUAUUCUGCAGCUACUGGAUUACGAUCGCUUCUCUCGUGACGAGGUGGUUGGCGAGAUUCGGUUUCUCCUCAACACAAUGGACCUCUCUGGUUGUGAAAUCUGGGGCGAUCUGAUCGCUGUCAGAAAAUCUACCGCCCAACUUCCGGAGCUGCUGAUAUCGUUGAGCUAUUUACCCCAAGCAGAACGCCUCACGGUUGUGGUAAUGAAGGCAAAGAAUCUCAAUGUAAUCCAUGAACCAUUUGUUAAGCUCUAUCUGAUCGUCAAUGAUAAACGCACCAAGAAGCGCAAGACUAGUGCCAUCCGCGCUGCGGAUCCUGCGAACCCGAUUUGGAACGAGGCUUUCACGUUCGAGAUUCCUGCUUCGCAGCUGCAAGAUGUCGGAGUCGAGCUGUUUGUGGCGUCCAACGAAGGAGAGAUUCAUGAACCGGGUUGUGCGAUCGGACUUCAGGAGGGGGGAACCGGCUUGCAGCAUUGGCAGGAUUUGAUGCAGAACAAUCGCAAACCGAUCGCUAUGUGGCAUCCGCUACAGUAAAUAUAUCAAAUAUUAUUUGUGAAUAAUUAUCUCAUGUAGAAGUUUCCAUUUGAUUGACACCCACCAGCCAUGGUUUCGAUCAAGUGUACAAAAAAGUAGAAUCAAAGGUAUUAUCCCAACAUAACAAAAUAUUCAAUAAUCCGGAGUUAUGAAACUGUGUAUAUAGAACUACAUGAAACCGGAAACUGCUAUGCUUAGGCAUAUCAUAAUGAAAUGCAGAUAUUCUUUCCGAAGAAAUUUUGUGUGUGACAUCUGAAUAUACAGAAUACGGAAGAAUAACUCGUUCAUGAUUGAUGUAUCAUAUGAUGUCGUAAAACUACUAACAAUUUUAUUCCAAAUCAGUGUAAUUGGAAGCAUUUUUUGGGAAUACCUAUUUUAUUCAACCAGACUACAGUGAUUGGCAAAAUACAGUUUCAACACAAUUUUUUUCAUUUCCUUCUUUUUUUUUUGAUAAAUUAAAGGCCGUAAUCAUUCUUCAAAUCUUAUUAGUUAUGUAAUUUUUGAGUUUCAUUCAUGCUGUACUGAGAGAAAUAAAAGUUUUUCUUUCAGAAAAAAAAUCAAUUUGUAUUCCAAAAAAAAAAACGGUGACAAAAAAGUGCCCAGAUUAGUGAAGCUUCAAUAAGCUUAACUGAAGGCAAAAAAGAACAUUCCAAUAACUGAUAUAACCUCAUUUAUUGCAUCCCAAAACCUUCACAUGCCAAAUUUGGUUUCGUUUGCUGGAUAAGUUCUCGAGUUAUGCAGAAAUUUGUGUUUUAUUUGUAUGACAGCUUCCUCUUACAGAGGGAAGUAGAGUGUCUAACCACCAUGAAAACAUUUAUUGCACCCUAAAACCUCCACAUGUCAAAUUUGGUUUCAUUUGUUUGAUUAAUUCUCGAGUAAUACAGAAAUUUGUGUUUCAUUUGUACGGUAGUAUCCGAGUGCAUCAGAAUCAGACAGACAGACAGACAGACAGACAGAAAUUCAUUAUUAUAUAUAAAGAUAAGAAAAACUUUCGUUUUUUUUCGGUGCAACAUGAAUGAAACUUGAAAAGAACAUAAUGAAUAAUAUUUUGAGAAUGAUUACGAUGUGUUAAAUUUUUUAUUUUAAUCAGAAAAAUGAAAGAAAUGAAAUAAAAUCGAGUGGGCACUUAAUUUUGCGAUCACUGUGUUCAUAUUCAAUGAUAUAUUGUUACUUCUGAUCUCUCCCCCGUUAAGACCGUGCACAUAACCUGAAAUUCUCCUUAAUCAAAUGAAGAGGACUAUUGAAACGUUGUGAUUUAAGUAAUAAUGCAUCAUGCUUUCAUAAACUUGAAAAUAGGCCUAAUAUUUAUAACAUUAGAAAGAACUUCAUCAAAGUUCUCAUUUGAAUCAACAAGCAACACUUAUUGAGCAGGAUUCUGAGCACCAUAGAUGGAUUAACUGGUCAGUCCUGAAUCGCGCUGAACCUGUCAGUUAACAGCAGCAUCUCACCUCGAAUCUUGACAGUUCUAAAUAGUAGAUCUCCGCCGCCGUCGUACGGUUACCCAUGGUUAGACUGAGGUUUAUGGAUACUAGCAAACCAUAAACAAUGUUUUAGUUUUGCCAACUAGUCUGCAUAUAUUAGAACAAACCGUAUGUUUAAAUUAUUAGAGCUUAAAAAAUAUUCAUAUAUAACUGAUAACGGAUGGUUUAUACAUUACGGAGUCCACAAAAAAAAAAACAAAGAGAAUGUAGAAAAAAAAUGGUGGUGUAUUUUGGAGAGGUUGGUUUUAUAUAACGUAUUCGUCGAGCCUCAAAAUGGCUAUUUGUAGUGUCAAUAUGGUUUAUGUAUGUAAUUUGUGUAUAGAAUACAAAAAAAAAAGAAACAUACAGGUUCAAUUAUGCGUGCUGCUUAUGUCUUAGCUUAGCUUAGCUAAUCAAAACAAUACAUAGUAAUGAUCUAAUCAAAACAUUUUCAAAUAGCGACUUGUUGGAAUGAGAAUAAUGUCUGAUGAGGUCCAAAAGGUUGAUCAAGUUGAUGAGCUGCUUCAACAGGAUAAACAUGAAUGUUCAUUUAUCAGAUAUUUUAUUAUUUGGAAUCCUAAAGCAUUUCAAUUUUUUACAUCCAAAUCCGAGUAAAUAAUUGAUUGUUGCAUUUACCCUUCAUUUAUCGGGAAUUAUUCUGCCGCAAUGUAUUUCAUAUCUAAAUACUGAUAAAUGAUCUUAAUCGAAGAUUUAUUCAAAUUAAUAGUAAAGUUUUGUUAAAUUAGGAUAUAUAUUUCAUGCUGUGAUUAUCAUUAUACAAGGGUGAGAGAACUUGAUAUUUUACCCAGACUAUACUUGUAUUCGAAAUAAAUAUUAUUUUAUUCUCAUAAAGGGUGUGUCACAUCAAAUUGCAUCACGGAAAAAACGCUGUAGAAAUUCGCCCAAUAGACCGAUCCUUUUGAAAAUUUUAGACAGUAAAAUGAAAACUAUUAAACAA
This is a messenger RNA of Toxorhynchites rutilus septentrionalis, 4746 nucleotides long. Its product is annotated as synaptotagmin-5. The transcript is spliced from 8 exons. Gene Ontology annotation, biological process: regulation of calcium ion-dependent exocytosis; calcium-ion regulated exocytosis; regulation of dopamine secretion. Gene Ontology annotation, molecular function: calcium-dependent phospholipid binding; clathrin binding; phosphatidylserine binding. The record is from RefSeq and is a predicted model, not a curated record. NCBI's taxonomy places the organism in Eukaryota, Metazoa, Arthropoda, Insecta, Diptera, Culicidae. The coding region runs from base 802 to 2328 and encodes 508 amino acids.